Molecule: messenger RNA, 7428 nt
Organism: Physeter macrocephalus (sperm whale)
Lineage: Eukaryota; Metazoa; Chordata; Mammalia; Artiodactyla; Physeteridae
Gene: SEL1L
Product: SEL1L adaptor subunit of SYVN1 ubiquitin ligase
Exons: 22
Coding region: 106-2538 (810 amino acids)
Biological process (GO): ERAD pathway
Cellular component (GO): endoplasmic reticulum membrane
Molecular function (GO): protein binding
Source: RefSeq, a predicted model, not a curated record
AACCAGAGCAGGAAGAGCAGCGGCGAGGCGGCGGCGGCGGCUGAGUUGGUGGUGGCAGAGGAGAAAGCGACAGCUCCAGCGGGUGGUAGCGGCCCUGAGAGCAGGAUGCGGGUCUGGGUUGGGCUGACGCUCCUGCUCUGUGCGGUGCUGCUGGGCUCGGCCUCCGCGUCCUCGGAAAAUUUCCCAGAUGGUUAUCUGAAUCCUCAAAGUAUCCGUCCUAGUUAUGAAGAAGGCAACCAAGAUGAAUCCUUAGAUUCCAAGACUUCUUUGCCGUCAGAUGAGUCGGUAGAGGACCAUAGCCCAGCAGGCAGAGUAGUCGCUGGUCAGAUAUUCCUUGAUUCAGAAGAAUCAGAAUUGGAAUCACCUAUUCAAGAAGAGGAAGACGGCCUCAGAAGCCAAGAAGGGGAAAGUGUCACAGAAGAAAUCAGCUUUCUAGAAUCUCCAAAUCCAGAAAACAAGGACUAUGAAGAGCCAAUGAAAGUAUGGAAACCAGCUUUGACCGCCAUUGAAGGCACAGCACACGGGGAGCCCUGCCACUUCCCUUUUCUGUUCCUGGAUAAGGAAUAUGAUGAGUGUACCUCAGAUGGGAGGGAAGAUGGCAGACUGUGGUGUGCUACAACCUAUGACUACAGGGCAGAUGAAAAGUGGGGCUUUUGUGAAACUGAGGAAGAGGCUGCCAAAAGACGGCAAAUGCAGGAAGCGGAAAUGAUGUACCAGACCGGGAUGAAAAUCCUCAAUGGAAGCAAUAAGAAAAGCCAAAAAAGAGAAGCAUAUCGGUAUCUUCAAAAGGCAGCAAGCAUGAACCAUACCAAGGCCCUGGAGAGAGUAUCCUAUGCUCUUUUGUUUGGUGAUUACCUGACACAGAAUAUCCAGGCAGCUAAAGAGAUGUUUGAGAAACUGACUGAGGAAGGUUCUCCCAAGGGACAAACUGCUCUUGGCUUUCUGUAUGCUUCUGGACUUGGUGUUAAUUCAAGUCAGGCAAAGGCCCUCGUUUAUUAUACUUUCGGAGCUCUUGGGGGCAACCUAAUAUCCCACAUGGUUUUGGGUUACCGAUACUGGGCUGGCAUUGGGGUCCUCCAGAGCUGUGAAUCUGCACUGACUCAUUAUCGUCUUGUUGCUAAUCAUGUUGCUAGUGAUAUCUCACUGACGGGAGGCUCGGUAGUACAGAGAAUACGGCUGCCUGACGAGGUGGAAAAUCCAGGGAUGAACAGUGGAAUGCUUGAAGAAGAUUUGAUUCAGUAUUACCAGUUCUUAGCUGAAAAAGGUGAUGUGCAAGCACAGGUUGGUCUGGGACAGCUGCAUCUGCACGGAGGCCGUGGAGUAGAACAAAACCAUCAGAGAGCAUUUGACUACUUCAAUUUAGCAGCUAAUGCUGGCAAUUCUCAUGCCAUGGCCUUCUUGGGAAAGAUGUAUUCAGAGGGAAGCGAUAUUGUACCUCAGAGUAAUGAGACAGCUCUUCACUACUUUAAAAAAGCUGCUGACAUGGGCAACCCAGUUGGACAGAGUGGGCUUGGAAUGGCUUACCUCUAUGGGAGAGGAGUUCAAGUUAAUUAUGAUCUGGCACUGAAGUAUUUCCAGAAAGCUGCUGAACAAGGCUGGGUGGAUGGGCAGCUACAGCUUGGCUCCAUGUACUAUAAUGGCAUUGGAGUCAAGAGGGAUUAUAAACAGGCCUUGAAGUAUUUUAAUUUAGCUUCUCAGGGAGGCCAUAUCUUGGCUUUCUAUAACCUAGCUCAGAUGCAUGCCAGCGGCACAGGUGUAAUGCGAUCGUGUCACACCGCAGUGGAGUUGUUUAAGAAUGUAUGUGAACGGGGCCGGUGGUCUGAGAGGCUCAUGACUGCCUAUAACAGCUAUAAAGAUGGUGACUACAAUGCUGCAGUGAUCCAGUACCUCCUGCUGGCGGAGCAAGGCUAUGAAGUGGCACAAAGCAACGCAGCCUUCAUUCUCGAUCAGAGAGAAGCAACCAUCGUAGGUGAGAAUGAAACUUAUCCCAGAGCUUUGCUACACUGGAACCGGGCCGCCUCACAAGGCUAUACUGUGGCUAGAAUUAAGCUUGGCGACUACCAUUUCUAUGGAUUUGGCACUGACGUAGACUAUGAGACGGCGUUUAUUCAUUAUCGCCUAGCAUCUGAGCAGCAGCACAGUGCACAAGCCAUGUUUAACCUGGGAUAUAUGCAUGAGAAAGGACUAGGCAUUAAACAGGAUAUUCACCUUGCAAAACGUUUUUAUGACAUGGCAGCCGAAGCCAGCCCAGAUGCACAAGUACCAGUCUUCCUAGCACUCUGCAAAUUGGGUAUUGUCUAUUUCUUGCAGUACAUACGGGAAACAAAUCUUCGAGAUCUGUUCACCCAGCUUGAUAUGGACCAGCUUUUGGGACCUGAGUGGGACCUUUACCUCAUGACCAUCAUCGCAUUGCUGUUGGGGACAGUUAUCGCUUACAGGCAAAGGCAGCACCAGGACAUGCCUGUCCCCAGGCCUCCUGGGCCACGGCCAGCACCACCACAGCAGGAGGGGCCGCCUGAGCAGCAGCCACCACAGUGACCCACGGCGGCCAGCCUUGACCAGUGACAAACAAGGAAAUCGUUUACCAAGAACGCUUGCAUUUGAUUUAGGACUUUGGAUCAGUGGCCACCUCCUGGAAGAGGCACAAGGAAGCAUUGAAUUCCUAAAGCUGCUUAGAAUCUGAUGCCUUUAUUUUCAGGGAUAAGUAACUCUUACCUAAACUGAGUUGAAUGUCCGUUUCAGUGCCGUAUGGAAUAACAACUCUCAGUGGCUCCCCUGCCCCCCCUUUUUUUUCCUGGAAACAUGCGAGACACUCAAGGUAAUGUCUGCUGUGUGCAGCUAUCUUUCUUGGGUCCUUUUGGUCAUUCUUUCAAUGUGCAUAAGUUCUGUCAGCCAUCUUUAAGGUCUCAUGCGUCGACACUAAAAACUGAUCGAUGUAAAAAGGAAAACCCAGUUAGUUGCAGAUUUAACCUUAACAUGUUUGAAAGUCUGAAAAUAGAACUUGCCUUUUAAGUUAAAAAAAAAAAGUCUUCAAAGUGUUUCAGAACUGCAAUAACCAAGGAACUUUUACCAGGCCACAUGCAAGUAUACAUAUUCAGCAUAUUUGUUACUUUAAAAGGCAAGGUUGGGAGGUUUCUUACUGUUGGUGAUUGUCAUACUUUAUACCAUACUUCUCUCCUUCAAAGACUGAAAGGCCAUGUUAAAGAGUUUUAUGUGAACUUCAUUUCCUUGGAAUGGAAUAUAUAGAAAACAUUGUGAACUGACUUCUUGAGCUAAUACGUGAACUUGCCCCAAAUUACUCAAUGUAAUUUGCUUGUUUUGAGUAUACAGAGCCUUCAUCUGGAAGCCAGAGGAUGGACUAAAGGGGAGAGAUUAGAAAACAAUAUUGAAGAACUCUGGGUGGGGUACCAGGAUCACAGACACACUUUCCCAAAAGUUGAAGCAUUUGUUCCCAGGAUUUAUUUUACUUUGCAUUUCUUAUUGCAAAAGAACAGACCACCCUCCUGAAUUUUUUAAAUAUGAAAUAUUGUUGCCAAGCUAUGGCAUACAGUGACUACCAUUACAAUACUAACACUCAGAGAAUCUGAGAUGUAUUAAAAUCAGUGGUUGAGGAAAGCCAAAGCCUGUUUAUACCGUUCAGGGAGAUUUUUAUUUCUGCAGUUUGAUGUUACAUUAGAAGAUCAACCACUUGCUUAGCUUUCGUAUUCACCACCCUUCCACUGUUAACAUCAGGAAAAUCAAGGCUAUUACACUUCAGAAUUGUCUGGUUAAGUACUACGGAAAACAACAACGACAGCAACAACAAAGAAAACAGAGAAGGUCACAUACCACAAAUGAAAAAAUUAAAACUUCAACCAAAUUUGUAUUCCUUUUUGUUGUCGGAUGGCAGCGUUCACCAGCCUGUAUCUGGUCUGAGGCUCUCUUAGUGUGUGAGCAGGCUUUCUGUGCCUGCUGACCUCAUCUGUUUAUAUUAGUCUUUAUAUUCUUUUUCCGUAACCCCUCAUCUGCCAGAAAACUUGAAGAGUUGUAAGACUUUGGUUUUUGAAGUAGAGAUUGUAUUUAGAACUACAGUGAAUUAGUCUGUAAUGAACAUGAAGGCUCUAAAUGUGAAGUAGUGUGCUUUUUUGGUGUUUAGAGUAUUAUGAGAAACCUGGUAAACCAACUUUCCUCCUAGAUAUUUGCUUCUAAAUAGGAAGAGGUGGUGACAGCGAGAACCAUAUGUAUAAAUGCAGAUCUGAAAGGUAGGAAAUUUUACCCUCGGAAGUGUAAUGUUGCUUUGGGCAGCUCAUGUAAAUAUUAAGACUUGUUUGAUCUCUUACAUUAGAGAUUUGAGUACAGUCGGUACAGUAUGUUGGUGUCUUCACCCCUGCCUGUUCUCCCCCAACCUUCAAGAUAAGUAUGAUCCACAGUAGCAGCCACGCUUCGUUUCGAAGGAACUGUUUUAAUUUAUUUAAAACUUUUAACAACUAAACUUCCAUGUUUUUCUACCAUCCACCUAAUUUUUCCUUUAGCAGCAUUCUUAUCUCUAUCUUUACUUCCCUCUGUUAGUACUUUGAGAAAACAUUUCUUAAAGCAGUGUGCACUACCCAGAGGCAGAUGGGAAAGUGUGGUCUUGUUCUCCAGGCAAUAACUUCCCGUUAGUGUACCACUAGCCAUGUCCUUUUUAUUAAUCUCCCAAAUAGAUCUUUUUCUUGGCUUUUGUCCACCUCCUGUUUUACCCUGGGUCAUUUGCUACUGGAAAUUUGAAUGGUAAAUUUAAAAUAACUUCGUUCCUAUGGCUUCAUUUAAAGACUGUCUCAAAAAUACUUUGCUCCCUUUUUCAUUCUGUACAAGGGACCUGAUACCUAAGCAAAUAGGAACUGGGUUUGGUGUUUCUCCUAAAAUAAUGCUCAAUACCUACCUAAUCAAAUGGCAUCCAUUUGAAUAAAAUGACAGUAACUAAAGCUAGUUAAUGUCAGUGACAUUAAACUAACUCCAGGAUUCAGGAGUUUUAAUGUUAGAAUUUAGAGCUAGCAGAUAGAGUACGGCUUCAUUUCUCCGUGGUAGCCCUUCUCUCCCGAUCCCUUUUAUAGUCUGUCUUCCUGCCUUCCAAGGUGAUGACAGUAGUACUCUACUUAGCUUCUAUUCUCUUGUGCAUUUGGUUUCUUGGUUAGUCAACUGUUCCAGAGUCUUGAGACUAUCUGUUCUGCUUUUUGCUUUAUGUUAACAAAGGUAGCACUGGGGUUUGGGGUUUGGUGGUUUUUUUUUUUCCUUUUUGUUUUUGGAGCUUUUGUUUCUGUAUUCUGGGUAAGGCUUAUCUUAUUUUUGGUUAAUAUCCAAUGGCACAGAAAAAUAAACCAAAAGGUUUCUUUUUUUCAAAAUUCAUUAUUAUUUAGCAUUUAGAUGAACUUGUAAGUCAUUAAUCUUAAUACUGUUGAGGAUGUGUUACCCUUCUGCAUAUAAGGUUAAUUUGUGAGAGUUUUACUGCUAAGCCAUUUUAUCUCUGUACCAUUGGGAAGUUGUAGAAACUUCUGCUGGUGAUCUGGCCAUGAUCUGUUGCUUUAUUUAAUUAAGGAGCUGCUGUUGCCUCCAGGAAACUUAAGUAUUUUGUUUAAGCUUUUUUUUUUCUCCCUUUCUUUGCUCCUCAUGUUUGUUCUUCAAACCAGUGUUUUGGAAGUAUGCAUGCAAGCCUGUAAAUGAAGACCACAGCUCUUCAUGUGUGCAGCAUGUGUAUUAUAUUGUCUAGCUACAUCUGCAAAAAACCUUUUUCAGAGGUUUGGACUAACAUUUCACAUGCACAUUUCAAAACAAAAAAUGCUUCAGAGAAACAGCCCCUUUACCUACCAAGAAGAGCAACGUGGGCUACAUUUGUCCCAAUAACAGCUAGUGUUUGUUUUGAAAGUGAAUUUAAUUAUGUUAUACAAUAUUAUGACUACAACUGUGCAAGAAAUAAAGCAAAAGAAUCUUCUAUUUUCACGACAAUACUUUUCAUCAGUCAUUGCUCUCAAAUAUAAAUGAAAAUACACAAUUUCUGAAUAUCAUAUUGUCAGAGGCACUACCUGAUUUUUCAAUGUGUAGUAGUCCUCGAAAAGAAGCUGAAUUUCUCCUUCCACUUGGUAUUUCAAGAAAAUUGAAAACAUUCCAAGUAAAAAUGAUUUGUAUUUUUAAAGUGACUAUUUGCACAAGUAAAAACCUGACGCGUGCGUGAGAAGGAUGUCUCGGUUGUGUGCAGGGAGUCAGUCACCUCGCAUGCACCGGCUUUCCUGUUUGGAAUAACAAGAUGACACUAUUCUCUUUGAUUAAAAAAAAAAAAAUCAUAAUAUUGAUACGAUCAAGGUGUAACCACUAUCAAUAUUUAGGAGACGUUUUAAAAGACCGUAAGCUGGCAUUGGAAAGAACACCAUGGUAGACUUUUUGUAAAUUUAUUUUGUAUUUAAUUAAAUUCAGUAUAAAGGCUGGUGAAGUGUAAUAUAAUUGUGUAAACAAAUCCUGUUAAUAGAGAGAUGUACAGAUUCGUUUUGUACUGUAUCUUGAAACCUGUGAAAUAAAGAUUCCACCUCUGGUUAUCCUGUAUGCUAUAACGUACCCUGGCCAGGCACCUCUCCAGGCAGACUUUUUUUAAAACCUGAAUCAUUCAGUUUUUUCAUGAACCUUUUUGGAAAUUCAGAAACUUCUGGAAAGCAUUCAUUAGGGGCAGUUUGAAUCCAUCUUACAUUUACUUUUAACUAUUGAAAUUCAGAUUUCUAUAAGUUGAAUUUUAUCCUACAGAAUAUGAAUUUGCUAAGAAAUGUUUCCCUUUUUAAAUCUCUUGAGAUCUUUGACCUGAAUCAGCCUGUGAUAUAUAGUAUACGUAUUCACUUCUAUCCUGAUUGUGGUAAAACUUAGCUAAAGUUUGUUUAUGCAUUGCCUUUUCCCAGAAAGUUUUUAGGAGGGCUUACAGAGCUACAUAACAGUGCAACACGAUGACAUUUACGUAGGAUAAGUAAGUAAAGGGGAAACAAAGGAGAAAACAGUAUUAAAUCAGGAGUGAACUUUGUACACAAAAUGCAUGUUAGAACCAGGCUACAAAUCUGGCCCUAACUUCCUAGCAGCCAACUCAAAAGAAAUCAAGCUAAAAUGUUCGUCUUAGAAGCAUCAGAUCCUUGAAAAAGUUUGGAUGAUGCAGAUUGUGGCAAGUGCAGAAAUUGGGUCUCAAAUUUUACUUCUGGGAGCAUAGUCACCCAAGAUGACUUUGACCUUGACUAAAAUAAAAGUUUUGAGGAAGUUGGACAUCGGAGCUGUAACAUCAGCAGUUUGAUGUUGGGUGUGAUGCCUAUUUACCAGUUAGCCCCUUUCUGACAAGUCAUUAAAAUGAGUCCUUGGUCUUCACUGGAUGCAACUUGAUGAGAAACAGCCUCUCCCUUUUACCUUUAUGACACUAAUUUUGAUUGGCUACACUAACCUUGAAAU